Molecule: messenger RNA, 5881 nt
Organism: Amoebophrya sp. A120
Lineage: Eukaryota; Dinophyceae; Syndiniales; Amoebophryaceae
Source: the annotation of a GenBank genome assembly
AAUGGUUUUGCUUUGGCCUUCUUGCGCCGGAAAUGUAAUCAUUAUCAUACACAACUUUAACUUCAAAGCAAAAAGAUGAAGAUGUUCCGGCCACCGCGGUGGUCCUGCUUCCCGUGGUUGCUACUCCUCCGCUUUCCAAGCACCGCGAGCGCCGGUAAUGCGGCAAACGCCGCGAAACCCCCGGUCGACGCGGAAUUCGACAUCCAGGAAGUGCUUGGUAGCGGACAGGGCAGCGACGUCUACCGAGUCGUCAAGAGGAAGAAGCAUAAGCAUAAGCACAUACACGACCACGAAAAAAUCGACCCGGUCGGCAGGGGUGUAGAAGUUCUUGGCCCUCCUCCUCCUCACCCGCCUCCUCCUCCUCCUUCUCCUCCUCCUGUAGAAGUUCUUGACCCAAUUGCAGUAGACGAUCAUAACGUUCAAGACGUAGAGGUACAGCACAGCCGGGAGCAGGAGGUCGAGGUUGAUGUUGAAGAACGAGAUGCACCUAGUACUCCUGAUGAUGAACCACAGGAGGACGAGCAACUCGCGUUGAAGUUUUUCGAGCCUCGGAGGUGGCUGGAGUCUGACAUUGCAAUGGGGAAACUGGAGCACGUCGACCAGUCGGCGGUCCGGCAGUUUUUCAAGUGGGGGAGGAGUGGCAUCCGACACUUCCUGACCGGGUUGGAACUGCUACCAGAUGGGAUGGUGGAAUUCAUUGUCUCGCUGUGGACACUGGAAACGGUUUGCGCGUUUCUGAAAUGGCUCCUUGGGCUGCCGAGCGGUACAACAGUGAUUGAGCUCUUGGCGUUGGCGCGAGGGGAGCAACUCCCCGUGAAUUUUAACACCGCCAGCGAGCAGCAGCAAGAGCAACCGGUCGUACAGGAGGUCGGGGCAAAUCUAGUCGGAGAGCUGUUCGAGAACGUGAUGCAAAACGCGGCGCAGGGAACCAACUUGAUUCAGGGUGCGGCGGAGCAACUUGCACUCGGAGCGGUGAAUCAGUGGGCCGCUCAACCGCUGCACUACGACGCGCCGCAUGGUGAGGGGAGCAGUGGUGGCGCUGCUGGAACGAGAGUGCACCACGGCAAUGGCGCUUUUCCGAUACACGAGGCUGAGCAGCUCGCGGGACUUCAGGGGAACAUGAAUGUCGCCGCGGGACGAGACGAAGGCAACACAGUUGUAGAUCCAAACGUUGUGGAUUUCUACCACGAGAGAGGACCAACACAACUUCCCGUGACGGGAGAAAACACCUCUGGUACAACAACUCCCAGGAGCGGUCGCUCUAGCGAAAAUGAAUCGGAGCUGCAAGGACGACAGCCAGUGGCGCCGAGGGAAGAUGAGAAAGAAAUAAAUCGACACAGCACUUCCCCACAUUCAAUAUCCGUAGCCGCGCCGCAAGCCGCGGCAGCAGACGAGCCUCCCUCCGCAACGGCUAGGACCCGAAGCUCUACUACUCCUCGCAGACCCACCAGGCACGAUCCUGAGUUAGUCGUUCCUUCUGUGUCUUUUGCUACACGGAACAAGACACAACAUCUCCUCGAGCCAGGAGGAGAUGAUCCGCAGGGCGUGGUUCGGGUCGAGGUCCCGCAAGCGACGCAGAGGGACGCGGAGAAGCAGGAGAGUGAGGAAAACUAUCCUGAGUAAAAACGUCCCCACACCAGAGUUGUCAUGCAGAUUUGCAAUGACAGGAACAUUUGUAAUGCGCAUCGCCAGGAGAGGCAUUUUUAGUCGUGUUUUGGAAUUUGUAAUGCUGUAAACAGGAUAAGUAGAUGGAUUUAUGAUGCAGCUGGCCUUGCGAACCUGCACUACAGUACGGACUGCAACUUGUGAUGCGUGACCCCCAAAAGUUCUAGGUUUGUGUUGCAAAAUCCCCAUCUUGACUCUGGUGUGGGGAUGUUUUUACUCAGGAUAAAAACGAGUUUUUCUUUUCGCCUCCCAAAAGCGCCAUCAUGUUACCACAAGACGUGGACGGGUUGUUCGGUGGACUGCCGCAAAAAGACAGUUUGAACCUCUUCCCCGCAGCCAACAUACAAAAGUCUGCGAUGUAUUCAUCGGGCGGGGUUAACGACACCAUGAGUGGGGUGUCCUGUGACGAACAAGCCGGGAUGUGCAUGGAAAUCCCCCGGUCUAAUGCUUUCUUCGGCAACGGGGGAAACAACGGGGUUGCCGGGCUGUGGGGCUUCACCAAUGCCAUGCAGAAUGCGCAACCACCUGGAGGUGGUCAGCAAAUGAAUCACGGAAGUAGUGCAGCUGGCAGCGGUACUAGCGCUUCCCGGCAGACCUCUGCUCACGGCGGAACAAACGCCGGCACUACGGAGGAGAACGCUUUGGAAUUGCUGAAGAGUUUCGCGAUCCGCUUACUGAAAGAUGAGCGAGGGGAAACGGAGGUGAGCGACGAAAUGCGGGAACAGUAUCAGAGGAUUCGGGAGCACAUUGUCCAAACUUACCUCCCCACCCUCCGGCGCGAGUGCCAACUCAUGUUUCAGGCACACAAUGCCUGGGAGCAGAAGGUGGCGGCUGGGUUUUUCCCGAAAGGGCAGUUUGAACUGAAAAACCCCUUUCCAAAUUGCCACGUGGACCAAAGUCAACUCACGUUGCCAGCCACAACGCAGGAGCUGCUGCAGAUGCAAAAUGAAUACGCGAAACAGCAGCAGGAUCUUUCACGAGACGAGCACGGGUCAUCUUCUCUGACAAGUAGUGGUGCAACAGGUCAACAUUUCGCUGACCCGGUGCUCGACUUCUUCCAGAACAAGUUGAAAAAGGGCUUUUACAUGGUUCUGGACUACGUCAGCGACUCCAUACCUCUCGAUGCGGUGCCUCACUUGCUGCAGAAAGAUUUGUUCCCGACUCUGUACGAAACCUACCUUCUCUCCGCCUUCUCCAACUUCCACCCCUAUCCCGAAGUCACCGCUCUCCAGCAAAUGCGCGACAACAUCGAGGCGCAGGUGACGAGUUACCUGUACUCGCGGGUGUUCGCACGGCUCCAGAACGCCCUUCUGUUCCUGCACGCGGAUCUGCAUCUUGUCCACAAUGACGUGCAGGGCGGGAACAUUUUACUCCAGAAAUCGAAGUUGGUCGAAGGGAUCAGGGCACUGUAUGAAGAUGUCGCGAAUGUGGUCACGCUUGAGGGGAAAUUGUCGUACGCGAGCGGUGGAAUUGGGAAUGAACUGGAAAACCAAAACCAGGAAAACUUCAAGAGCAAGAACGCCUGGGGAGCCGACACGUUCGCGUAUCAGAAAGAGCAAGCGUACAUCGUCGAUCAGCUGGGGGACAGGUUCGGUUUGCAUAUCAACGGAGCUGCCUCGGGUGCUGGGAGUGGGUCGUCGUUGUUCUCCUCAACGAGAGGAUCCGCUUCCAAGGAGGAGUUAAGUGCGCUUUUGACGCUGAAACGGGCGCUGUUGAACAUUCGGUUUCCUGCCAUGUGGUCGUUGGGCAUAACGGUGGAGAGUACAGAGCAAGCGGAAAAUGAAUUGCAGAAUAAUAAUUUUCGCUACCCAGGUGGAGGUGGACAUGCACCAGGUUCUUACUAUGCUGGUGGACACAACAACUACAACUUCCAAAAAGCUACGAGCCGGUUCGAAUUUCUCGAACUAACAAUCGUGGACUUCGGUUUGACGGUUCCGAAGCUUCAGCCCGCGGUUUCCUUCGCACAGGGCUUCGCUUUACCGCUGAAGCAGUUCUGCUUGAUGCAGAAAAACUGUCGGCAUUUGUCCGUCCCGGUGGACGACAUGUUCGCCUUGGGGAUCACUUUCCUCACUUUGAUCAACGGCCCUACCGCCCUCCGCUGGUCCAGCGCGGAGUUGGAAACCGACCGGGUUACAGCGUUGCGACAGGCUUGGAGGGAAGCAGCCGCGCAGUUGUUAAACUUUGAUGGGGCUUCAAUAUUGUUGAACGGUGCUCAACAAUUGGAUGCUGAGGGCUUGCGCAAUUUAGAGCAAGAGCAGUUUGUUUUCGGAGGAAUCAAUGCUGGUGGUGGACUACAGCAACAUCAAAGUUCCGCGAUGCAGCACCUGCAGCAGAACGCGGAGCGCAUGCUCGUCGCGAAUCAGAGAGCUUCAGCCCAAGUGUCAUCAACAGAAAAGGUGAAGCAGCAACAUUUACUGUUGGUGAGGCAGAUGGAAAUGGUGCCAAAAAGAGAACAGAUACUUGCCAGCACAGGAGGUGGACCACAACAAGGUAGUAGUAGAUCGACAAGCAGUAGUACUAGUGCUUCCUCUAACCACGGCAGUCCGGGGAUCUUUUUGUUGAAGGAGAAACUUCUGCCCCACCUCUUCCUUGAUCGGGUAGAGAACGGGGACAGCACGUUCCACGAGCUUUCGAAUAUCGCGUUACGGUUCGCCGACACCAUAUGGGAGUGUCAGGUUUGACAUCGACAAAGUUGAAAUAACUUGUAAUGCAUAAAAUCGAUACCAGUUGGAAGCCCAAUUUCUAAGCGGUGCAUGACAAAUUUCGGCACCGUCUAAAUCCAGUUUGUCAUGCUGUUUAGGGACAGACGGCGUCUUUUGUCAUGCUGCUUUAGCAUCUCUGUCGCAGACCCCAAGCAGGCUGACAGUCGGCUUCACUUGCCAUCCCUGCAAGAGAGACACUUCAUGCCUUGCAAUUUAUGCAUGAGAAAUUAUUUCAACUUUGUCGAUUUCAAACCUGACACUUCCAUACACCAUGCUUGCGUUCAAACACCCCCCUUUGUCCGAGCACAACCGGGAAGAGUAUGCAUUGCAAAUAUGUCUGGGUCUGGAAGAUUCCGAGAGUUGUCAUGCAGUUUCUCUAAGCUCCACCAAGUCUGCAAUGCAGGGCGUAGCGUCACAGGUUCUGGAGCCCCUUGGACAUGCCUAUUCUGCAUGAGAAAUGCCCUCUCAGCAUGGCCAGAAAUGGGGACCUUUUGCAAGUCAUGCAACACAGAUUUUUGUAUGAUCCGCAACACGCGUCACAAGUUGCAACCUUCCAGACCCAGACACUUUUGCAUGUGAUAAAGAGGCCUCUUUUACCAUUCUGCAGCGGAACUGGCUCUUGCUCGUCGAGGUCGUCCAUUUGUACUGGCUGCAGUUCACCACUUUGUGGGACCACGUCCCGGCCCUUGCGAUUUGUUUGUUGAUUUUUUUGGUUUUCUUCCUGCUGUCGAUCUACACCUUGUUGCUGCUCUUGGGUUGGUACAUGCUGUCCGGGCGCUUGCUGAAGCAGUACAGUGACGAAGAGAUGGAAUUCACGAACACCUCCAGCUCGCCGGUCAGCGAAGACGAACACUCCUGUACGUUGGAAAUCAGGACAUAUGACGAGAGAAACAGAAACACCAGCAGUGGCAGGUCGCCCGUGUAGGUUGAGGACGUCGGGAGAUGAUGGUAAACCAAUGGUAAAUGUUUUUUUUUUGCGCAGUUCCAGAUGAAAUUUGUUUGAAAAUUUUUUACAACGGAAGAUUUUAAGUAUGUCUUGCGUUUGGUCGGCAGGGUUAUUGCAGUGUAGAAAGCUGCACUGGCCUUGCCACCGCCACCGCAGAAUUCCAUGUUCGCUUGCUGAGAAUAUAACCUUUGUUUGCCGAAGUUUUUGAUCUUAAAGGAAAAUGAUUUAAUGACAUAGCGUAAGUACUAGAAGCAGCUGUUGAAGUGGUUGUGGUUUUCUUUUUGCCAAAACUAAGAAGCCAAAUCUGUAUUCCAGCUGGCGGAAAAUGAAGUGAAAAUUCCCAGAUAGAAUUUUGCAAUGAACUCGAGGGCAGGACCACAUUGCUUUUUUGCGAAAGUCGCUCUGAUUUCCUAUGAGGACGUAGAGAAAAAAACAGAGAGCUUGUUGGAAAUAACAAUGAGACAAAAACGCACUUCGUCUAGAGGCUUGAACCAGAUUUAUUGUCGCGUUAGCAUUAGCGCUUUGUGAUGUAUUUACUCGGUCGGAAAAACUACAAAGAUAUAAAAAA